CCAAUAUAAAAGACUCUCUUCUCUCUCCGCCCUCUCUCUCUCUCUCUCUCUAUAUAGUUCUCUUCGCUUCUCUCUCUACUCAGCAAUGGCGACUAUGACAGUUCCAGACAACCUAAGCCGAGAACAGUACGUUUACAUGGCGAAACUGGCCGAACAAGCCGAGCGCUACGAAGAGAUGGUGAUGUUCAUGGAGAAGCUCGUCGUCGGAUCCACUCCCGCCGGCGAGCUCACCGUCGAGGAGCGCAACCUCCUCUCCGUCGCCUACAAGAACGUCAUCGGCUCUCUCCGUGCUGCCUGGCGUAUUGUCUCCUCGAUCGAGCAGAAAGAGGAGUCUCGCAAGAACGAUGACCAUGUCGUUUUGGUCAAGGACUACAGAUCCAAGGUCGAGUCCGAGCUCUCUCUCGUCUGCGCUGGUAUUCUCAACUUGCUCGACUCCAAUCUCGUUCCGUCCGCCACCGCCACCGAGUCCAAGGUGUUUUAUCUGAAGAUGAAAGGCGAUUACCAUAGGUAUCUUGCUGAGUUCAAGGUUGGUGAUGAGCGUAAGGAGGCUGCUGAGGACACUAUGAACGCUUACAAGGCUGCUCAGGAUGUUGCUUUGACUGAUCUGGCUCCAACACAUCCCAUAAGACUGGGGCUAGCCCUCAAUUUCUCAGUGUUCUAUUACGAGAUUCUCAAUUCAUCUGAUAAAGCUUGUAACAUGGCAAAACAGGCAUUUGAGGAAGCAAUAGCUGAACUUGAUACUUUAGGUGAAGAAUCAUACAAGGACAGCACUCUCAUCAUGCAACUGCUAAGGGACAAUCUGACUCUUUGGACUUCAGACAUGCAGGACCAGAUAGAUGAAUCCUAAACAUCUUUCAAGCUGACGAGUUGUGAUAUUCUCCUGGAGGAGGUGGGCGUUGAAUGUCAUUUGUUUGUGCUGACUAAUUGUGUGUUAAUUGGAGAAUGAGCAUCAACCCAAUGAAAUGAUGUUUCAUACUCAAGACUUUGAAAACCUGCUUUAAAAAUUCUCGUGGUUUGGAAUGCUUUGCUGGAUGUACUAGUUGCUAUAUUUUGCUGCAUUAUUGCAUUUGGUUGUAGUUUGAUAUUACUGUCUUCUCUUUUUCUAUGGUGGUAGAAAAUUAGUCCCAUAUGUUGACAGAAGGAAUUGUAAUGGUCUUUAUGAUGAAUGCUUUUUUGCCUUUUCAAAACAUUGCAAUUUAUAUAUAUUCUUUCAGCUUGAUUCCCAUAA
Camellia sinensis is the source of this 1228-nucleotide messenger RNA. RefSeq names its product 14-3-3-like protein G-BOX factor 14 kappa. NCBI's taxonomy places the organism in Eukaryota, Viridiplantae, Streptophyta, Magnoliopsida, Ericales, Theaceae. The record is from RefSeq and is a predicted model, not a curated record.